GACGACGAUCACGUCGGUAACUUAUAGCUCGUGAUUGUCGACUUCGCUGCCAAAAUCUUGGCAAACCCACAAUCGGACGCGCGAAUUUCCCCCUCUGCUGCGAUAGAAAGUGAAGCCCACAACCUGGAUUUCUCGAAUCGGUCGCCUUCGGAGAACAAAACUGUCGCUGCCGCGUUGGUCGUAAUGGAGUUGAGUCGUUUGUGGGGUUUGGGGGCGGUAAUGUUGAUGUUGCCGACGCGCUGAGCCUGGUUUAUGGAAAGGUUUCAGGAGGAAAUAAACGAGCUGGCGCAUUGAGAAGAUCAGUUUUCGUGGCAUUGAAUUGUGCGCAUGCAAAGAAGACAUGACGUGGUGGAAUUUGAUGAGUGAAGAACAGUGUUAAGGCGCAAGGUUCCAGGUGUUGCUGUUACAAGAGUUUAUAUUUGAGAAGAAAUCCCACACUUUUCUAGGUCUAUUUAAUUUUCGUGGUUUCCACGAUGGCUUCGCGAAACUGGGUGCUGAUACUGGCUGUGCUGCUCAGUUGUCUAGAUCUGGCCUUGGCAAAGGCACGUAAAGGUGGUUUGCCGAAUCGAGAAGAGCUCGACUCGAAGUACCUGUUGACGAAUCAAAUUGUAGACCUUACAGCGAAAGUAGACAAUUUGACAACGAUUUUAGAGACCCAUGUAAACAUCCUGAAGAGAAAAGAUAGGAAAAUAAAAACCCUGGAGGAGGAGCUCCAAAGUUAUCAGAAUGCAAAGAAUACUGCCAAUGCCGACUUGGCCGCGAAGCUCGUGGCGGCGACGAAAGAGAAUACCGACCUUAACCUUCAAGUAUCACAAUUAAAGGAUGAACUUGAGAGCAUUAAGGCAGAGAACUUUGCAUACUGGAAGCGCGCUGAACGUGAUGAAAAAACUCGCAAACUUAUUGACAUCGAGAAACAGAAAAUCUUGGAGAAUGUCAAUCAAAUCAAAAUUAAGUUGAAGAAUACUUUCCAGAGUGCUGGUUCUUGGUUACAUCCUUGGUUAGCAACCGAAGCUGCUAUGUUGCACUCGCUCGCGACCUCGAGGUGGGCAUCUCACGGCGCGCCGCUUGUGGAACGUGUCCAGCGCCUGGAAACUGUCAAAGCUGCACAAACUCAUAAAUUCUCGAAACUCUACAUGCAGAAACACAUGCUGAACUUUAGCAGGAAUGUGCGGCCUGUGGUGUGUUCUCAAUGGAAGAAGGUCAAAUCAACAGUUCUUCCUCAAUAUCAUGAAGUCAAGAAGCUUACUUCACAGCAUGUUACAUCUUGCAAGAAGUAUUUGUCACCCUAUCUAUCCAAGAUGCAGGAGACAUUAGAGCCAUAUAUGCAGACAGUGGGGAAGAAGGGCCAACCCUAUGUGGAGAGGGCAGCCAGUUUCUUGAGCCCCCAUUUUGAUAAAGCCAAUGUCAUUGCUGGACCCUAUGUAAAGCGAGUGAAUGAUCACUACCAGUUUGUGGUAACGCAGUCUUCAACUCUCCACGAGCAGCUUCAAGAUUCAGUCAAGGAAACCAUGAGCAAGCACGAAAUGCUGUCUCUCUGGGCCACCAAAGAGCUAAUCUGGUAUCUUAGUUCUGCAUUGCUGGCCCUUCCUGUUGUAGCGUUUCUUCUGGUGUUCUCUUCCGUCCUUGGAAGUACGAACGUCCAUGGAAGCAAGAAGCCCAUUAGAAAACAUCGAAGUUCAAGCCCUAGUCAGUACACCAGCCCAUAUAGCAAUACUAGAACUCGUCGACAGAGACAGUUGACAGAGUUUAGGAGAAACGAGUUUGUGUAUAUGUAGAAACCAACUAGCGUAAGGGCGACGUGGAAAUUUGGCUUUUGUGGUGGCAGGUUUGUGAUUCCUUUUUCUUGGAAGGAGUAUUAGGAGUGUGAUCCAACAUACGCUGAAUGAAAUUGUAUUUGUUAGUAUACAGGUGAGGGUUGCAGGUCACGUAGAAAGCCAUCUUAUGAAGUAUUUCUGUUAUCAAGUAAACAUGGGAACACUAGAUGCUCAACGUGCUAAAAUCACGGUGCUGGUCUACAAAGUAUUUGCUGAAUGUUUACUGCUGCUAUCUUGCCGAGUACACAAAUCGGUAUGCGUAGGUCUGGGGAAGAACUCUUAGGAUUGUAGAUGUUGAGGAAUUUUUGCAAGAAAGAUGAGCCACUGGUUCCAUUUAAAUGCAAAAAUUCUCUUAUCUGUCCAAA
This is a messenger RNA of Physcomitrium patens, 2179 nucleotides long. RefSeq lists its product as uncharacterized. Lineage: Eukaryota; Viridiplantae; Streptophyta; Bryopsida; Funariales; Funariaceae. The record is from RefSeq and is a predicted model, not a curated record.